Phalaenopsis equestris is the source of this 1799-nucleotide messenger RNA. RefSeq names its product protein NUCLEAR FUSION DEFECTIVE 4-like. Gene Ontology annotation, biological process: transmembrane transport. Gene Ontology annotation, molecular function: transmembrane transporter activity. Lineage: Eukaryota; Viridiplantae; Streptophyta; Magnoliopsida; Asparagales; Orchidaceae. The record is from RefSeq and is a predicted model, not a curated record. The transcript has 2 exons. The coding region runs from base 110 to 1651 and encodes 513 amino acids. Gene Ontology annotation, cellular component: membrane.
CUACAAAAAAAAUAAAAAAUUGCAUUUAUCCGGAGCGGAAUUCGGGAUUCAGCGGUAGCGGUGUGGAAAGAAGCGGCAGGCCAACAACACCGGCGGCAGCUGGGAUUUGAUGAUUCCGAUGGCUGUCCGCAGUAAGUGGGCAGCGAUGGCGGCGAGCAUCUGGAUGCAGUGUGUGAGCGGUUCUGCUUACACCUUCGGCUUCUAUUCUCCUCUGCUCAAAUCCACGCAGCUCUACGACCAGCAGACCCUAGACACAGUCGCUUUAUUCAAGGAUAUCGGCGCUAAUGCCGGCGUAAUCUCCGGCGCGAUCUACUCCUCUUCCCCUGACGCCAGCUGUCCUCGCCUCGUCCUUGCGCUGGGCGCCGUCCUGUGCUUCGCCGGAUAUUUCUUCCUGUGGCUCUCCGUUGCAGGGAUACUCUGCCGUCCACCCGUCUCUUUUAUGUGUUUAUUUAUGCUUCUUGCUGCGCACUCCUCGACCUUCUUCAACACUGCCGAUGUUGUCACCGCUGCUCGCAACUUCCCCGGUCAUCGCGGCACGGCAAUUGGCAUCAUGAAGGGCUACCUUGGUCUAAGUGGUGCCAUACUAAUCCAUGUGUACUGCACACUGUAUGGCAACGAGCCAGGCUAUUUUCUUCUGAUGCUUUCAUUACUGCCCACAACAUUUGCACUUCUGCUUAUGUAUUUUGUGAAGGUUUAUCCCACAAAUUCUCAAGAUGAUAGACCAUUCCUGAAUGUUUUCUCCCUAAUCGCUCUAAUUACUGCUGGGUUUCUAAUGGCCUAUAUACUACUGGAAAAUAUUCUCAGCUUAAUCUCUUCAGUUCGCAUCCUGACUCUCAUAUUCCUGCUAAUUUUACUUUCCUCACCAUUAAUCAUCCUAAUAAAAGCCCACUUGAGAGACUCCAUGCUUCCAUCACCCUCCAUCUCUCAUGAAAGCUUACUUUCAGCCGAUUCUCAGAGAAAAUGUGAUGCAGAUCCAGAGGAAAACUUGAAUCUUUUUCAAUCCAUGCAGAAACUCAACUUUUGGCUGUUGUUUCUUUGUAUGGCAUGUGGGAUGGGCUCAGGCUUAGCCACAGUCAAUAACAUUAGUCAGAUUGGUAGUUCUAUGGGCUACAAAAGCAAAGAAACAGCUGCCUUAGUUUCUCUUUGGAGCAUAUGGAAUUUUACGGGUCGUUUCGUCGCCGGCUACAUCUCCGAUCAUUUCUUCCGCUCACACGGAUGUAAGAGGCCGCUAUUUCUGGUGAUCACCCUUGCAACUAUGGCCUUCGGCCAUGCAUCGAUCGCUUCGGGUUUUCCAGGUGCUCUCUAUUUGGGUUAUGUGGUGGUAGGGGUGUGUUAUGGUUCUCAGUGGUCUCUAAUGCCUACAAUUAGUUCGGAGAUAUUUGGUUUGAGGCAUUUUGGCACGAUAUUUAAUGCCAUUGCCAUUGCAAGCCCUUGUGGAUCUUAUGUACUGUCUGUGAGAGUGGUUGGAUAUAUAUAUGAUAUGGAGUCUCAGAAGAGGACCUGUGUGGGUAACCAUUGUUUCAGGCUAUCAUUUGUGAUAAUGUGGUUAGUUAGUCUUAUGGGAGCUGGUGUGGCUUUGGCUUUGUUUUUCAGGACUAGGAAGUUUUAUGAGCAGCUCAUGAUUGUCAGGAUAAAGCGUUUGGUUGUUUAGUUAAGAGAAUUAAAGUGUAUGUAUUUGGUAUUUUAGUGGAUUUUCUAUAAUGUAAAGGUGAGUGCGGAGAAGUUUCUUCGUCUGUAGCACAGCUGAAAUGAAUGGCUGGUUUGGGCUUGAGUUUGGUAAUGUGUGAUUGAGCUUGUUA